AUGAAAAUGUUCUCCAUCUUCAACCUGUUCGAGAUUUUCGCAAGAAAAACAGUUAACAAUAGGAUGAUGAUUGUCAGAUACCUAGACUCUAUUGUAAAGUCAUGUCCUCCAUCUCUGGAUGACAAUUUCUGUAAUAAGCUAUCUAGACUGUUCAUGUUUCACGACAUGUUUGGAGAAGUCUGGAAGAUUCUAGAUCUAUUUUUUGGGCAGGAUUAUGACGGGAUAGUGCAGCUGUGGGAGAUCCGAAGGAUGAAAAAGAGCAUAGAAAGACAGGUAAGUGACACAAUAUAUGAGUGGGAAAAUUCCGUGCUUUCUGAUGGAUUUUCCUGGGGAAGAAUAGUGAGCAUUAGUAGGGAAGCCGAUGGAAACAGGAAGUUCAAGGUGUCACCUGAGCCUACCAUUCUAAAGAGGCUGGAUGAGUACAUGACUAUUGUAUCUCUGGAGGGUGUUAGGUCUCGGAUUUCUCAACCUAUCCAUGAGACAAUGGCUUUAGCAUUAGAGGCUAGAUCUAUUUACACAAGAAUUGAUGAUGGAUGCAGGAGAAUCAACAGGAUAUUGGAGGAUGUGCGUGAAGACCUAGAUCUGUUUCACAAGGAGAUAGAUUUGGUGUUUGGAUCAAUGGAAAAGAUCUUGAUGCUGCGAUGGAAGGAUGCAAAGGACUUCCAAGACAUAGAAGAGAUCGACGACAGAGUUCGGGAGCUUGAGAACAGGGUUUACACCUACAGAUUCCUUUUAAAAAAGAUAGCCAAGGAGGAAAUGAAAGCAAUAUUUUCCAAACAAAUCCAGAAGCAGAUGCUGUUUUCUCUCGACAGCGAGACUUACUUGGAGUUUUUUAAGUUUUACGAAAAGAGCAUUGUAGUGCGAGGGAUAAAUAGGUCUAUGAGCAGAGUGUUCCUACAAUAUCUUGAAUCUGUACUGGAGGCCUUAGAAGCAGGAGACAGCAGUCUGUUUUCCUCAAAACAUAGGCUUAAGAAAGAAAUUGUAAAGAUCGAAGGAUGUGGGAAUGGUGUGGAGCAUUGUUUUGAACCUCCUCUUUCUGAGUACUUUAAGAUUUUGGAGAAGAUAUUUCCUUCGGAAGGAGAAGGAUAUUUCUUUGAAAAGGUUCUUCAAAGGCUCAGGCCAGGCCAGGAAAUAAGGUCUAAAGUGGAAAAAAUAAUUGGAAUGGUUGUGGCAAAUUAUGAAACCUGCACAAGAAUAUUGGAGUUGAUUCCGACUUGGGACCUUCCUUUGGGGCUUUACGAAAGGUUUCUGAGAGUCCGGGAUUCGCAAAGAAGUGUCGAGAUGUUUGUUAAGAAUACAAUUCCAUUUUUUACCUUUGAACAUACUAUGGAUGCUUCAGAACAAGCGAGGUUGUUUGAGACGGUAUGCGAUGAAGUUUGCAGGUUUGUAAGUGCAGAAAACUCCAGAGUCUACGAUAUGCUAGCUGCAAGGAAGGAUAUGGUUGGGGGCAUGGGAGAUUCUGGAUCCCAAGAAAGCAGUAUGGAGAGAAGAGAUCUGCUUGAGGGAAUAUCCAAUUCCAUACUGGUUGAUGAAUAUCUCCGGUCCGAGGAAUUUCGAAUUCUUGAAGAGUUGAAUGGGGCCGUCAUUGAGUAUGGACUGGAAAGACCAAGCGUGGCCAUUGAGACUGUCCGGAGUGAAAGGGAUAGUGCUCUAGAAGCAAACAGGGAAGCCUUGAACUUAUUUCUAAAUGAUAUUCCGUUUGGCAUCAUAAAGUCAAGACGAGAGGCCUUGGUCUCUGAGAUUCGAGAUUUUGGGGAAAAGAUAGACAAUGCAGCCAAGGAAAGAGACGGACUAAUGUUUUGGCCUAUGUUUAAAUCUCUUAAGACAAGAUACGAAGAGCUUGAAGAGAAAAUCAAAAGAUUCAACAAGAUUCUUGGUAUUGUGGAUUAUCCUUUGAUUUGCAGUUCCUUACAAGAAAGAAUAGGAGGAUUGGAUGCUGAGUGGGCCACCUUUAGUAGGUUUGAGACUAUCCUCAAGAAGUAUGAGUCCCAAAAAGUAUGUGAUGUAGAUGUGGAGCAACUUUCCUCUUUUCUAAAGUCCAUUGAUGUAUCUCUAUUCCAUGCAGAAUAUUAUAAGGAGUUUCAGAGUAAGAUAAAAUACUAUAUAUCUGGGUUGGAUUGUCUACAGCAUACAAAAAGUCCCUAUGUAAAAAAGAAGUACUUUGACACAGAGAUGGAGACAAAGGAAUUUUUUCUUCUACAGGAUAAAGAUGAGGUAGAAAAGAGGCUAGCCGAUUCAAGGAUGGAGUAUGAGGUUGAAAGGUAUAUAGAGAGGGCUAGGGCUGAAAUAUUCUUAGUGAGUUUGAAGGUGAGGCAUCUUCGGAAGGAGGAAGUAGUUAUACCAGACUUGAGCCAAGUUGAGGAGAGAGUUAAUAAGCUUCUUGUGGAGCAUGACUCAAUAUCGAGGUUCAAUGAAAAGAACUUCUUUAUAGAGGAGCUUAAUGGGAUUAAGGAGCGCAUGGACGAUUGUCUCAGCUUUCUGGCUUGUCUUGAAGAGGUCCAGAGAGGAAUAAGGGAGUUCGCAAAUGUUUUUUCCACUGAUGGAUUAGACUUUGAAGCUAAGAAAUACUCCAUGAUAAAAAAAAGAUUCCUGGACGUCUUGAAUAGAUUUAGCACUCCAAGUUCUUCCAGUGGAUGGGAGGUUAAGCUUGGGGCUCUUUUACCUCAUAAAGAUGAGUUUCUCGGUAUGAAGAAAGACUUUGACGAUAUAUCGAAAGGUCUCAAAGUAUUCCUUAGGAGAUGUAGGGAAAGAACACCUAGGCUUUAUCUUGUUUCGGACAUCGAUCUUAUACGGGGGCUGAAUAGUAGAUCCUAUUAUGUGGAGAUGUUGGGAAUGAUGUUCAACAUAGAUGGUGUUAUUGUCGAAAACGGCAGUAUUUUGGGAUUUGAAGGUAACGGGGAGACAGUGAUGCUUCGCCAGAAGGUACAGAUUGACCAAGAUAUUGGAGGGUUUAUGGAUACAUUUGAAGAAGAGGUCAAGAGAACCCUCAAAUCCUGGUUCCACGAUGGUCUGGAGAGUCUCAAAGAGGGAUGUCCGUCAAUUAUUUCCGAUUUGAUUUCCGAGUUUAAGUACUUCAACAAAAGAGAUUUUGAAAUGACUCCAAAGCUUAGAGUACUAGAAAGGGAGAUUGAGAAGCAUCCGAAUGGAGUGAUAAGGCUAUAUCCAAAACCUGUACUGAAGAGUGGGGAGCUCUUUAUGGAUUCCACUGAAGAGAUAGAGUAUGGUUUUGAAUACUACCCACCGGUAGACAUUGUAUUUACACCCUUAGUAUGUAGGGUACUUUCAAGUAUAGCCAUUUCGCUAAAAAGUUUAUGUGGGGUGAUUCUGUAUGGAAGAAGCGGAACAGGAAAGACAGAGUCGGUGAAAUACUACUGUAGGCUUAUUGGAAAGCCUGUUUUUGUUUUUUGCUGCAACGAAGGGUGUGAGCUUGAAACCUUAAGAAAUGUUAUUUCGGGGGCAGUUCUUACAGGGUCUUACUUAUGUUUUGACGAGUUCAAUCGACUGAGUGAAGAGAUAAUGAGUGGGGCGACUGAGCUGAUUCUCCUUAACAAAAAUAAGACAAAGUUCUUCCUUACGAUGAACAUAGGAUAUAAGGGUCGGUACAGGAUGCCUAGAAGCCUAAGAGCCAUACUCGGGGAAACAAGAAUAGAUGCACCAGACAUAAAAGACAUUAUAGACUACUAUUGUAAAGAAAGUUCGGAAAAGAUCUACAGGCUAAUGAGGGAAGUGGAGUCCAAGGCAAGUAAGCAGGAUCAUUAUGAUUUUGGGUUAAGAGCAGUAAGAACGAUCACAAAGGGAAGAGAAGAGGCGGAGAUUAUGAGAUCGGCAAUCUACUUUUAUAUGGCCUGUCUUGGGCGGGAAGACAAAGCUAUAUUUGUUAAAGAAUUUGAGAAGAUUUUUGAAAGGAAAGUGGAGCAGAACCUAGCACACAAAGACAUGCUACUAUAUGGGUUGGAGAACAGGAGAGGAGCUCUUGUCAUAGGAGGGAAUGGGGCUGGGAAGAGUACAUUGAUAAAAUUAGCAAGAGAGUCCAGAGGAGCGAUGUGCUUUUACUACAACCCGAGAAAUAUAGGGAAGAUAUUUGGAUUCCAAGACAAGGUUACUGGAGAGUGGAAAGAUAGCAAGUUUGUUCGAGAUCUAAGAAGGAACAUGGACAGUAGCAAGGAAUGCUGGUUUGUAUUUGAUGGGAUUGCAGAGUCCUUCUGGAUUGAAGAUUUCAACUCUAUAUUAGACGAAAAUAAGUUACUAUGCCUGAGUUCCGGAGAAAGAAUUAGGAUUCCAGACCACUAUAGGUUUGUGUUUGAAAGCACGUCUAUGGAGAAUAUAACACCUGCCACCCUAACCAGGGUGUUUCUUGUUCACAUGGAAGAGGACGAUCUUUACCAGAUAGGGAAUCUCCAAAACACUGUUGGGACUGGUAUGGACAUAAGAUACGAUGGAAGAAAGGUACCUGUGUUCCCAUUUAGAGGUUUGGUGGUAACAGAAGAACAGAGCUUUUAUGCAAGGGCAAUGGAAGCACUAGUAAAAGACGGUUCAAAAGUCUUUUUCAUGCGAGGAGAAGUAGGAGUUGGGAAGAGGUCGUUGGUUGAAGAGGUUUUUAAGGAGAAGGUUGUUGUGAUUGAGGGAAACGGAUUUGAGACCUCGAUGAUCGCUCAAAGUCUUGGGGAAGACAAGAUAAAGAGAGUAGGAGAAGAGAAGAUAUAUGAUUUAAGAUCGGUGGUUUACAUUGAGGGUUUUGACUGUAGGAAUGUAAGUCUGGUGGAGGCAGUUAGGGAAUAUAACGAGUGUGGAAGAAUUGGAGAGAUAGAGGUAAAGAACAUGGUUUUAAUAUGUGGAAUCAAUGAAAAGAAAGGGAAUGAUGCAAUUCGGAACACGGCAGCAGAAAGACUGAGAAGAAAGAUAAAGUCUAUAUUUGUGGAAGAGCCGAGAGAUACGGAACUUCUUUUUGAGUCGGAAAUCAGAAAAAGAUUUGAAGCAACGAAGCAUUUCCAGGACUACAAAAGGGUCUUACAGGUGGUGGAGUUUAUCUACAAAAACUUCAAAGUCAACCUGAAGGAAAUCACCAGCUUUAUCAGGACACUAGGGGAUCUGUGUAUGGAGGAGGGAGAUUUGGUUGAUCUGAUGUACUUUGAAGCAAAGAUUUACUUUGGAGAAUCAAAGGAUUUGGAAGAAGAGAUGCAAAGGGCUUUUGGAAGACGUCCUGAAGAGAUUGAGUUUAAUCUUGAGACUAGAAGGUUCAGAAGGGCAAAGAGAUGCAGCGAUAUUUCCUACGUAGGGUCUAUUUUCCACAGAGGGUACAAUCUUGUGAUUGAAGGAGGUAGGAUGUCAGGAAAGCAUUGGGUGGUGAGAGAGUGUAUGAGACAGAUGAAGGAAAAUGUAAGGAUAGUUAGUAAUGAGGACGAAAAGAAGAUUGAUGGGCAAACUGCUUUUCUUGUAGAGGAUGUGUCUUCUCUAAGGAAAGAUAUAUCCAACCAAUGUAUGAUUUUCAAGCUGAAGAGAACAGCUUAUUAUUCUCUGGACCUACUUAAGAUCUAUAAUAUGGUGAGAAGCAAAGACAUAUCCGAUCUGGAUAUGGUAAAAGAAUGCUUUACAACAAAUGUUGGUAUCAACAUUGACUUGGAAAAUGAAGGGAUUCCUUCGGAAACAUCUUCCUUGGCAAUGGGAGUCGAGGAAGAUGGACAUCCAUGGGAAUGCCAGCAUCCCAAUGUGGUGACAACUGGUUUCCUCUGUAAAGCAAUUGGGUUCGGAAUGAGCUUUGCAAGGAUUGCAAGAGAGUUCAAGGAAAAGGAAUCUAGAAGAAGGAAAUUCCUGAUAGGGGGGCUGCAGAAGAUUGAGGACUUCGGAAAGGAGGCACUAGCCCUAGGGCUUGAAUCUUCUCGAAAGAAAAAGGAUCUGGAAAAGCUCACGGACAGGCUAGACGGGCAGCUCGAAAAGAUCAUCAAUACCCAGAAACAGUUAGAAAGGGAGAAAGGAGCAAUCGGAAACAGGAAGAGAGAAAUAGAAGGAGCGUUGAUGAUGAAUCAGAAGAAACAGGAGGUGAUAGACAAAAGGCUUAGAGUGGCAAAGACAUUACUAUCUGAGUCUAGAAGAAGUAUAGAGGAACUGCCGAAGAGUAGCUUGUCGGAGAUCAGAGUGAUGAUCAACCCGCCUGAAAUAGUUAGAAACACUGUAGAGGCAGUGUAUUGGAUUGUGGAAGGAGAGACAAAGGGAGGGAGCAUUGAAUGGAAACAAUUGAUCCAGUUUAUGAAAAGAGAGGAUUUUGUUUCUAAGGUUCUGAACUGCAGGAGUACAAAAGUACCUGAUGUUCUCGAGAAUAUGAUAUCGAAUCCUCUGUUCAGCUAUGAAAAGGCACAGAAGGCAAGUAGUGCUUGCGGGCCACUCUUUAUGUGGGUGAUGGCGAGAUAUAAAUAUGCCAAGACUAUGGAGGAGAUUUCUCCUCUGGAUCAAGAGAUAGCAGUGCUUGGGAAGGAGGUUGAAAAGAGCAGGAAGGAAAUAGAGGAGGAGGAAAAGAAGCUUUUACAGAUUGAAAAGAAAAUUGAGGCAAUGAAAGACGAAUAUAAUGCAUCGGUUCUUAAGCUUGAGUCUAUAAAGAAGGAAAUCAAGUCGGCAGAUGAAAGAGCUCUCCUGAUGGAUAAGAUUGUAAGAGAGCUAUCUGAUGAGGUGGAGAAAUGGAGAAGAAUGAAAUACUUGUGUCCUAUAAAGUAUAUUCUCUCGAGCACCGACUGGGUUCUUCAUUGCAAAAGAAACGGAUUUGUUCAUAGCAGUGGCAUUUCGGCUCUUACCAGGGCAAGAAGGUUUAUCUCGACCAGCCUUGAAGAUAAAAACUACAAGCAGGUAUUGUCCAACUGCAGCUACUAUGGGAACGAUGUCAUUGUUUAUGGAUGCGAUCGGUUUGACAAGGACGUGUAUAGAGCUCUCAAACGGCAGAUGGACAAUCCACAAUACUCUAUUAUACUGGUAUCGAGCACAAAGACAAAUCCUUACAAGGAAUAUACAUACAACUGUAGUUUUGUAGAGAGAUUUGAGACAGAGGAGUCAGGGAAUCUAGAGCGGUUGGAGGAGAGACUUCUUGAACUGAUAGUUGAACAUGCACCGCUCAAUGAAGUCUACGAGCAUAAAAAGAAAUUGGAGAAGGAAAGAAGCAUCAGCAAACAGCAUAGCAAAAAGAGAGAGGUAUAUGAAAUUCUUAAUCUAGUGUUUGGUAGAAAGAGUAAAAUCUUCUUUGAAGCGUAUGGAGUACAUCUUUCUUUCAGGAUUUAUAGGGAGUAUGUGGAGAACGUGAUAUAUCCCAUUCUUGAAAGUAGAUUGUGCAGGGACAACUUCGAGAAUAUGUGGGCUGGUAUGGUAGAUGCGGAUAUGAACUUGGUAAGAGAUGUGAUUUCGAGGAGUGUAGAUUCCUUUUACUCAAGCACAUUUCCAGACACCAAAGAUGAAUAUGAAGGCUUAAUUCAUGAAAUGUCAAGGCAUCCGUUUGACUACACUCUUAUAAUUGCUUGCGAUAUCGCAACACACAUUAUCGAAGAAAAGAUGGCGAUAACGGCUGUGAUAUCGGCAGGGCCCAAGGAAAACAAUGAGAAGAUCUACAGGAUGUUGGAAGAGGAGUCUCAGGAAGACAGAACCUACUUGAUAAAAAACAUACAUUUCCUGGGAAGCUGUAAGAAAUCUGGAAAUAGCAGGCUGAUACUCACGAUUGAGGAAGGGAAAAAACACUCUUUGAUGGAGGAUACCAAGGUUGUUUAUUGUAAAGGCUAUGGAACACAGGAGGGGACUGCCAUUGCAUCUUUUUCUGGAGGAGAUGAAGAUCUGGUGAAAUUCCAUGUGGAAAUGUCCAACAGGAAUAGCCAAUUCGGCCUAAAAGAUCUUAUGCUCUGUGCCGAGAACAUGGGGCACUGCGACAGGGAAUACUUGAAGACUAUUGUGUACGGAAGUAGGCUUGAUGUGUAA
Messenger RNA from Encephalitozoon intestinalis ATCC 50506, 7944 nucleotides. Its product is annotated as dynein heavy chain. Gene Ontology annotation, cellular component: dynein complex. Bases 1 to 7944 code for a protein of 2647 amino acids. The transcript has a single exon. Gene Ontology annotation, biological process: microtubule-based movement. Gene Ontology annotation, molecular function: ATP binding; minus-end-directed microtubule motor activity; ATP hydrolysis activity. The record is from RefSeq and is a predicted model, not a curated record. NCBI's taxonomy places the organism in Eukaryota, Fungi, Microsporidia, Unikaryonidae.